Erinaceus europaeus (western European hedgehog) is the source of this 2522-nucleotide messenger RNA. RefSeq names its product glycoprotein V platelet (gene GP5). Gene Ontology annotation, molecular function: protein binding. NCBI's taxonomy places the organism in Eukaryota, Metazoa, Chordata, Mammalia, Eulipotyphla, Erinaceidae. The record is from RefSeq and is a predicted model, not a curated record. Gene Ontology annotation, cellular component: plasma membrane.
CUGUAAUGUACACAAUCAACCAGGUGCACCUCCACCCGGGCCUGGAAUGAAUACGUCUUCCUCUCCCAGGAACGUCUGCAUUCCCAAGAAAAGAGGGAGACCGGGCUGCUGGGUUCUAAGAUCCACUCUGAGCCUUUGACUCUGUGUGUGUGUGUGUGUGUGUGUGUGUGUGUAUCCAUUCUGGGCCUUUGACUGUGUGUGUGUGUGUGUGUAUGCACUCUGGGCCUCUGAGUGUGUGUGUCCACAGGCCGGGGCCACACCUGCUUCACCAUGCUGGGGCGCGCGGUGCUGUGCGUGCUGCCCGGGCUCCUGACUGGGCUCUUGCAGGGGCUCGUGCGCGCCCAGACCCUCGGCUGCCCAUCCACCUGUGAGUGUUUCUCCCGGGACGCCGUGCGCUGCUCUGGGGGUGACGUGUCCCGCAUCGCAGCACUGGGCCUGCCCACCAACCUCACGCACAUUCUACUCUUCGAAAUGAAGCUGGGCGCCUUGCAGAAGCACAGCUUCCGCGGAAUGACCGUGCUGCAGCGCCUCAUCCUGUCCGCCAGCCCCAUCUCCGCCAUCGCGCCGGGCACCUUCGACGACCUGGUGAACUUAAAAACCCUGAGGCUGUCUGGUGACCGGCUCACUCACCUUCCCGGGGGGCUGCUGGAUCACUUGGUCCUCCUCGAACAGCUGUUUCUGAACCGCAACGAACUGAAGGGCAUUGCGCCAAAGAUGUUCGAGAGGGUGGUUCACCUGCAGGAGCUCUUUCUAAACCAGAACCAGCUAUCUUUCCUGCCCCCUGACCUCUUCGCCAGCCUGGGGAAGCUGAAACGGCUGGAUUUAUCGGGAAAUAAUCUGACCUACCUGCCCAAGGAACUGUUCCAGGCACAGGCUGAACUGGAGAGACUCGAGCUGCACUCGAACCAGCUCGUCUCCCUUGACUCGGGGCUGUUCCGCCACGUGCACGCCCUGCGGGAGCUGCAGCUCCACAGCAAUCACCUCGGCUACGUUGCACCCGGGGCCUUCGACUCGCUCCUGCGCUUGAGCCUUUUGACUCUUUCCAGAAACCACCUGAAGUUCCUGCCUCCGGCACUCUUCCUGCACACGCACAACCUGACUCUCCUGACCCUGUUCCAGAACCCGUUCAGGAAGCUCCCGACUGUGCUGUUCGGGGAGAUGCCGGCCCUGCAGGAGUUGCGGCUGAACGACACCAACCUGAGCACCCUGCCGGCCUCCAUCUUCCGUAACCUGAGCGGCCUGCGGGAGCUGGCCGUGACAGCAAGCCCCCGCCUGAGCGCGCUCCCGGCCGAUGCCUUCGGGGGGCUGGGCCAGCUGCGCGCACUCGCGCUGCACGACAACUGCCUGAGCGCGCUCCCCGACCGGCUGCUGCGCGGCCUGGGCGCUCUGCGACGAGUGUGGCUGCACCGCAAUCAGCUGCGCAAGCUGCCCCGCGGGCUCUUCCGCAACCUGAGCCUUCUGGAGGAGGUCCGGCUUCACUACAACCAGCUGGAGACUCUGCCCGCAGACGUGUUCGGGGAUCUCUCCCAGUCUGCCCAGCUCCUGCUGGGGCACAACCCCUGGCGGUGCGACUGUGACCUGUGGCCGUUCCUAGCGUGGCUGCGCCAGCACCCGGGCCUGGUGGAUCGAACCGAAUCCCCGCGGUGCCACAGCCCCGGGCAACGAGCCGGCCUGCCGCUCUGGGCUGUGCCGGAGGGCGAGGAGGGAUGCUUGGGUACCCAGCACCCCACUUCCCACCCUCCAGCUAACAGCUCCCCCCUAUACCCCACCCAGCCGGCCCUGCUGGCAGCUAUCCUCCAACCGGGCUCCAAAGACUUAGAGUCCAUGGCCUGGACCCAGCGGGUCAGGAGCCCACAGUCAGACCAUAGUGUCUUCUGGGGGGUUUAUAUUCUGUUUUUAGCAACGCAGGCCAUCGUGACAGCGUUCAUCGUAGUUGCCAUGAUUAAACUCGCCCGGCUCUUUCGAAAAGUAAUCCGAGAGAGACUCUUGUUUGAGUCAGUGGGACAACCUUGCAAUUGAUCAAAACGUGACCUGCGCGCUGCGGGGCGUGACUCUGCGCGUAUCCACACUGCGGGUGGGGGGCCCUGCUCACUCCCAGCCACUGUCCCCCUCACUCUCUCCCCGCCCACCCUCACCACCACCACCACCACCACCACCCCAAGUAAUCUUUAUGUACAAUGUUGUGAAAGCCCCCUUUACCGCCUUUGUGCCUCUGGGGCGGGGACCUGUGCUGGGCUAUUUGUACUUGGAGGAGCGUUGGGACUCCAGUGCUACCUGAAGAGGGUGCAAAUGAAGCAGCCUCCUCCAGCGCAGCGCCUGUCUCGAGAUGAUGUGUCUGAAACAGCUUUGUGAAAUGAGUGAAUAAACUGAAUGUGGAAGUGAUGUUUCUUAUGGGAAAAGCAGAACUCUUCUGGCUUUUUGCCUUAUGUUAUUUAUUUAUUGUCAUCUUACAAAUCUCAUUCUGGCUGUUUGGGAGAGCUGUGGACUCCUGUCAGCACCUGUUUCAGAGGAGAGAUCCUUGG